GCGCCAAAGGCGGAAGAGAUUACUUUCAGAUUUUCACAGCUGUGAAGAAACAGAGAAGGAUGUGGAAACGGAAAUAUAACGGUCAUUUGUAUGCUUUUUAAGUACAAAACGACUUUUAUAGGUAGAUAAAGAGUCAGACAGAGCCGACGAUAUGAUUUCAGCGGCAUACUUGUCGUUUUUCUUGAUAAUUUCAUCGGUCGGAGCAGCCAAGAAUGGAGGGGACGAUGAGUGGGUUCAUCUUCCUAACAAAUGUGAAGUGUGUAAGUUUGUCAGUAUCGAGAUGAAGUCGGCGUUCGAUGAGACGGGGAAGACCAAGGAAGUCAUCGACAGGAACUACCGCUUCAUAGACAGCAAGGGGGCGCCGCCAAUCAAAUAUGUCAAGUCAGACCUCAGAUUCAUCGAGGUUGUAGAAAAUGUGUGUCAGAGGCUGUUAGAGUACAAUCUGCACAAAGAGAGAACUGGUAGUAACCGCUUUGCCAAGGGCAUGUCGGAGACCUUCUCCACCCUUCAUGGUUUGGUGAAUAAAGGAGUGAACGUGGUGAUGGAUAUUCCCUACGAGCUGUGGAACGAGACGUCAGCAGAAGUGGCUGACCUUAAAAAACAGUGUGAUGUGUUGGUAGAGCAGUAUGAGGACGUGAUUGAGGAGUGGUACAAAGGAAGUCAGGAAGAAGACCUGACCACUUAUUUGUGUGAGAAACACGUUCUCAAAGGACAGGACAAAGCCUGCCUGAAGGAGGAUUGGACAAAGAGGAAGAAGGGAGACCAGGCAGCCAUUGCGGAGGACAAGAAGAAGAAGAAAAAGAAGAAGGGAGUGAAGAAGGGAAAGGGCAAAAGUGAGGAGGGAGAAGAGGGAGGAGACGGCAGCUCGGAGGGAGAGAAGGCGACCAAGAAGAAGAAGGAGAAGAAGGUGAAGAAGAAGAAAAAGAGCAAAGCUCCGGUGGAGAAGAUGGAUGGAGGGAUGUCGUCGGAUGAGGAGAUCCAGCCACAGGUGCCUGUGUCUGGGCAGAAGACGGAGCUGUGAGCCCUGGUUCCUGUCUGGACCUGGAUCAGCUCUCCUAAACAAAAGUAAACUCUUAGUAAAAGCAGUCUGCAGCUUCUUUAAACGUCUUCAACUGUUGUCAAAACGGAGGUUCGACUCCUUGCAUUUCCUAAUCGGAUCUUGUACUGUUACACACAGUGUUUAAAGUCUUUAUUUCAGUUUCUGUCUGUCUGAAACGGUUUGUCGCAGUUAAUUGGCAUGGGUUUUUGAAAUUCAGAUUAAUCUCGAUGGAACUUGCAGGCACCUUUUUUUUAAAAAUAACGUUGAGUUUAUUACAACUUGGGUGUUAUUUUCGUACUUUUGCAAUCGUUUCUAUCGGUUAGGAUACAUUAGAAUUGCUGAGAUCUGGGAGCAUGUUGAUAUCACUCAAAUUAAGUCCGCAGGGCAAGAAACACGAGCAGUCGGACAAUCUGACAGGUCGGAAACAGACCUACGCAGACUUUUCGUUAAAAUCAAAUCAACAAUAAACAAAAAGCAGUAGUGCAGAAAGGAUUGUCAAUCAUUCAAUCAACAAAACUAAUCAACAGCAAUGUGGAUGGUGGAUUAAUCGUUUAGGACGUUAGUUAAGCAAAAAUGAUGCAAAGAUUGAAUGAUUUGCUGUAGUUCUCUGGUUUAUAUGAUUGUUAAUAGAAUAUCUUCUGACAUUUUAUCAACUAAAUAAUUUAUCGAUUUAAUCGAAAAGUCAUUAAUUGCAUCAUUAGUUGCAGCAGCACCAACACUGGAAUCUGUGUGAGUCUCAGAGUACUUAGAUGAUUUUGGAGAACUUGACCCUCGGCAGAAGGGAAUUUAGUUUUCUUUCUCUCUCUCAGUUGAAUGCAGAUGUAGAUUUGCAGUGGGGCUUUCAUACUGUAUCUCCUCAUAAUGUGAAUUUGUAUGUUUGCUCACUCUUCUGCUGUUUUUAAAAGUAUUGUAUUUACUGAAAUAUUCAUUCCAUCUGAAAACUGGGACUUACAUAAUUAGUUUUGAGUUCAUUUAUUUUUUACAACCUUUGGAAAUGCUCACAUUAUGUUGCCCGAGAAGGUUAACACUCUAGCUGUAUAUAAAACAUACAUUGAUCCUGAUAGAGAAAUGCUUUUCCUUUUUAAUAUUAUAGUAUUUCGAAAUGUUUUAUAUCAGUAGAGGAAACCGACUGUCUACUAUUCUGACUUUUUUAACCAUCUGAAGUGAUGCAGACCAGGUUAUUGCAUUUUCUUAGACUCUCAGAUUCAGUGAAAUUCCCCUUUAAUGAUUAAAUACAACAUAUGAUAGCUUUUUUUUUUUUUUUUUAAAUGUCAGCGAUUUUGUGUUUCUAUAAUUGUUUGAUUUUUAGGAUUUUUCAUGAAUUGUUUUCUCUGCUUGUGUGUGCUGUACAAAAGCUGCUAUUUAAGGUGUAUUUGUGUGUGGUUGUUGACUCCCAAGCUGACGAUGAAGGUGUGUGUGUGUGUGUUUUUUUGUGUGUGUGUGUGUGUGUGUGUGUGUGUGUGUGUGUGUGUGUGUGUUUUUACAGAUUUUUAUUCUGUAUUAAAAUGCUGGCUGUGUUGUAUUGGAGUUGCUUUUUGAAACCAUUGAGUGGAUCAAUAAACACAGGUUUGAAAACUCUUGUAAACGCA
Siniperca chuatsi (mandarin fish) is the source of this 2628-nucleotide messenger RNA. RefSeq names its product canopy FGF signaling regulator 3 (gene cnpy3). Gene Ontology annotation, molecular function: signaling receptor binding. The record is from RefSeq and is a predicted model, not a curated record. Bases 152 to 1021 code for a protein of 289 amino acids. Gene Ontology annotation, cellular component: endomembrane system. NCBI's taxonomy places the organism in Eukaryota, Metazoa, Chordata, Actinopteri, Centrarchiformes, Sinipercidae. The transcript is spliced from 6 exons.